Molecule: messenger RNA, 1278 nt
Organism: Aspergillus niger
Lineage: Eukaryota; Fungi; Ascomycota; Eurotiomycetes; Eurotiales; Aspergillaceae
Exons: 2
Coding region: 1-1278 (425 amino acids)
Source: RefSeq, a predicted model, not a curated record
AUGACACAAACAUACUCAGUCACCCGGGCUGAGCCAUUUACCGUCCUACCGAUAACAACAAAGUACAGGUCCAACGAAUCGGUUCGGAAAUCCCUCCCGGCGGUAUGGAUGCGCGCUGGCACAUCCAAGGGCCUAUUCCUCCAUCGCCGCCAUCUCCCCGCGUCAAAAACGCUCUGGGAACCGAUUUUGCUAUCUGCCAUGGGCUCUAGUAAGGGAAGUUCUCGGCAGAUUGACGGGGUGGGCGGUGCAUCUUCGACAACGUCCAAGGUCGCCAUCGUAGAACGGUCGAAUCGACCCGGUGUCGAUGUCGAGUAUACGUUUGUGCAGGUGGCACCGGAUCAGCCACGGAUCGAUGUGACCGGGAAUUGUGGCAACAUCGCCUCGGGGGUGGGGCCUUUUGCACUGGAUGAGGGCCUUUGGGACGACGUAUGGGAAACUAGACUGAUUGAGCCCCAGGUCAAUAUCAAGAUUCUCAACACCAAUACCGGACAACAUAUCUUUGAAACAGUCCAGGUCGCCACUGACGGCUCAUUUCGAGAGGAUGGCGACUAUGCGAUUCCAGGCGUUGAAGGUACAGCUAGCCCUAUCAGAGUUGCAUUCCUCAAGCCGUGCGGUAGUAUGACGGGCCAGAUGUUUCCGAGCGGAAUGCAUCAAGAGAUGCUAACGGUGCAAUCCCGGGGAUUUGGAACACUUGCCGUGCGAGUUAGCCUUGUUGACGCUGCCAAUCCGUUUGUGUUUGUUGAUGCAGCGUCCUUGCCAGUAGAAGCCUCGUCCAGUAUCGCGGAUGCUGCGGAUCCAGUCUUCCUGGGGCUGAUCGAGGAUAUUCGGAGGCAUGGCGCCGUGCGGUUUGGCCUUGCUGAGAAUGUGCAGGCUGCGGGUCAGGUUCGCGGUACCCCGAAGAUUGCCAUUUUGUCUCCCGCAACGGGUGACGUGGAUGGCGUGGACAUUGAGGUGAAGGCGUUCAGUAUGGGGAAACCCCAUGCGAGUCUGCAGUUGACGGGGGCGGUGUGUCUCGGUGCGGCGACGAUCAUACAUGGCACCAUCGCUUGGGACUUGGCCCAUGCGAAGGAAGGAAAAGAGAUGCCAAAGCAUGGAAUGUCGCUGGGAGACCACCAGAUUGCAGGUGCUGUGCCGGUCGGCAUCCGCCAUCCGGCCGGGGUCAUCCAUACGGAGACGGUCCUGGGGAUGGACAGGCAUGGCGCGAUCGACGUUGACCGGGUGGCGGUUUAUCGGACGGCUCGACGGCUUUUCGAGGGCCGUGUGUUUUAUAGACCUUAG